Messenger RNA from Racocetra fulgida, 252 nucleotides. NCBI's taxonomy places the organism in Eukaryota, Fungi, Glomeromycota, Glomeromycetes, Diversisporales, Gigasporaceae. The record is from the annotation of a GenBank genome assembly.
AUGAAUCUUGCACGACCUUCUGGACCUUUUAAUAAUAAUUUUGCUGAUAUAAAUCUCGUACGAUUUUUUGGACCUUCUAAUAAUGAUUCUGGCGAUGUGAAUCUUGCACGACCUUCUGUCAAUACAAGACAUAAUUUCGGCGAUAUGAACCUUGCCCGACCUUCUGGACCUAAUGAUAAUUUUGAUGACAUGAAUCUUGCACGACCUUCUGGACCUUUUAAUAAUAAUUUUGGCGAUAUAAAUCUCGUAUGA